This is a messenger RNA of Penicillium longicatenatum, 3159 nucleotides long. Its product is annotated as NRPS-like enzyme. Lineage: Eukaryota; Fungi; Ascomycota; Eurotiomycetes; Eurotiales; Aspergillaceae. The transcript is spliced from 3 exons. The coding region runs from base 1 to 3159 and encodes 1052 amino acids. The record is from RefSeq and is a predicted model, not a curated record.
AUGGGCUCAGCUGGAAUUCAGGGCCGGCUUCUAACGCAAAUCUUGGAUGAUUUGGCACAAAAGUCACCUUCUUCGUUGUAUUGCAUCCAUCCCACCUCACAAGCCAGCGACAAUGAUUGGUGCCAUAUCUCUGUCCAGCAAUUUGCUCAAGCCGUUGACCGAUUGGCUUGGUGGAUCGACCACAAGCUGGGUGGGCAGAAGGAGCAACAAGUUUUGGCUUACAUUGGUACCAAUGAUUUGAGAUAUGGAGCAUUCAUACUAGCAUGUAUGAAAUUAGGACACGCGACUUUGCUACUCUCGACCCGGAACUCUCAAGAAGCCCAGCGACAUCUUCUACAGUCUACGAAGUGCUCUAUCCUAGUGGAUGGGAUUGAAAAAGCACAGCUGCAACAUCAAGUCGAUGACCUCGAGGCCAACUCUUCCGAUGUUCCGUUUGACCGAUGGAAGAUUGACUCGAUGUGGGAUGUUUUCUCAUCUAGUCCAGUUCCACCGUGCCCCCACAGUGUACAGUUCGCGGAUGUUGAAGACCUUCCUGCUGUCAUAAUUCAUAGUUCUGGCACUACAGGAAAUCCUAAGCCUAUUACCGUGACUCAUGGCUAUCUCGCUACUCUAGACAACUUGAGGGCGCUUCCUGUGCCUUCAGGACGUCAAUCUUGUUUUAUGUUUCACCUUCAGCAAGGAAAACUACGCUUCUACUAUAGCCCAUUCUUCCAUUUCAUGGGUCUUGUUUGUAUUUCCGAGUGUCUCUUUUACCAAACUCCAUUCUUGCUUACGCCGGACCGUCCGUUAACCACGAAAUUGUUCACUCGGAUCAUGAACAUGGAUUAUGCUCCCACUUGGGGUCUCUUUAAUCCAUACGCCCUCGAAGAGCUCGCGGGCUCUGAAGAAGGGCUUCGAGCACUAAAGAAGCUUUCUGCCGUAAAUUACGGUGGGGCACCGAUGGGACAGGCAACAGGGGAGAAGCUAACAUCAGUUCUCAGACUCCAAACUAUAAUUGGAAGCAGCGAGACUGCCUAUACCCCCGCGUUGCUCUGUGUUGAUCCUGCGGACUGGUCUUAUCAUGAGUGGAAUCCAGCAUUUGAACUUCGCAUGGAGGAUACAGGGGAAGGUUUGUGGGAGUUGGUCUUACCAAGGCCAAAGCAACUUUAUUUUCACGGUAUCUUCCACUCGCAUCCACACCUAGACGAAUAUCGAACCGGUGAUCUCUUUCGCCCUCAUCCCUCUAAGCCUGGACUUUGGAAGUACGAUGGUCGAGGAGACGAUAUUCUUGUCCUGAGUAAUGGGGAGAAAUUCAACCCCAUUGAGGCAGAGAAGCUGAUUGAGUCUCAUACGUUUGUGAGACAUGCCGCCAUAUUCGGUCGGGAUCGUUUUCAGGCGGCCUUGUUGAUAGAGCUGAAUUGGGAAGAAUUGCCUCCUUCUUGGACACCCAAUGAGCUGAAGCGAACAAUCUGGCCUGUUGUUGAACAAGGGAAUGAACUUUUACCAGCCCAUGGGAAAGUCCUUGAAAGUCACAUUGCAUUCAGCUCUCAAGACAGACCUUUUACUUUAUCUCCAAAAGGAACGCUCCGGCGACGCGAUAUUGCCAAAACGUACGAGACCGUCUUAGACGGCCUUUACCAUCCGGAGGGGACCAAUGCGCAAUCUUCUAAGCAUGUUGAAGAAGUUCCGGGAACUCAGCUUUCCGAAAUUCGCGAAUGGAUUCAAGACCAGAUUGCGCAGAUACUUGCUCAAGACGCUAUCGGCUCUAAUACCGAUCUGGCCGCUCUAGGUAUGGAUUCGCUUCAGACUGUCCGGCUUGUUCAAGUUUUGCAACUUGCCGAAGAUAAGCUGCAUGUCAAUCAGAAGAAUGACAACUGGACUAGCGCGAUGGUUUACGACUUAGAGACAAUCCCGCUGCUAGCCCAAACUCUAUAUAAGCGCAUUCACGGAUCUGAACCUGAAAGUGACUCAACCAAACCAAGUAUUUCGUCACGGGAGGAUACUUUGAUAAAGUCAAUCUGGCAGCAAGCACAAUUCCUUGGAUCGGGUGGAUUGACGGUAGUCCUGACAGGCUCAACUGGUGAGCUGGGUAGCUACAUCCUCGACAUGCUAUUGAAGGAUCCAUCAAUCACGCAGAUAUAUUGUUUAAAUCGGUCCGCCGACGCAGCAGAGCGACAAGUCAUGAGCUUCGAAAAGAAGCAGCUCUCCAGCACUUGGUUAACAGAGACUUCUCGCGUACAGUUCUGGCUGAGCAGCCUAGGUGAAGAAUAUCUCGGUCUGACACCAGAAAAAUACGACUUUCUCGAGCAAAAUGUCGACAUUGUCAUGCACAAUUCCUGGCUUGUGAACUUCAACCAGCCAAUCGCUAAUUUUGAGACACACAUCAUCGGGGUUCGACGACUAUUGAAACUGAUUGAAAACUCCUCUCACAAUGCUAAUUUCCAUUUCGUCUCCUCUGUCUCAACCGUCCUGGGCCAGCCCAUGCCUUCGGGAUCGCCCAUUCCAGAGGGUUUGCCGCAAAUGACGGGGCCACUUCGGCAGGGGUAUGGAGAGUCGAAAUAUGUCGGCGAAAAUCUCUGCCAAAUUGCGUCCGAGCGCAACAGAUCGCAAAUUGCAAUCCAUCGCGUUGGUCAGCUUGGUGGACCAUCUAACCCCGAGGCGGGAAUGUGGAACAUGCGCGAUUGGCUCCCGUCUUUGGUGUGGUCGUCGCAAACUAUGCGCAAGCUACCUGAUAGCUUGGGCCCAUUUCAGGUGGACUGGCUUCCGAUUGAUGUCGCCGCUCGUAUAAUGACGGAAAUUGUCAGGAAUCGCCGUGACCAAACUUCCUCUGCAUUGGCCAUCUACCAUAUCACAAACCCAAAGAUAGCACAGUGGGAAUCACUUACUGGACUGGUAGCCAAGGCAUGCGGUGCCAGCAUUGUCUCUCUUGAAGAAUGGGUCCAGAGUCUAGAGCAUCUGGUCAGCAGUGGGGAUGUUGAUCUCCAUAAGCUCCCUGCUGCAGGACUAUUGGAUUUCUUCCGAAUGCUCGUCACUCGGCAAAGCUACCCGAUGCCAAGCAUGGACGUUGCAAAUACUCAAGCGGCCUCUCUUAGUUUGCGCGAAAUGGGUCCUGUUGACGAGAGGCUCAUGGAGACGUGGCUACGACAGUGGAAGGAAGUGAUCCCGGAAUUGGCAAUUUGA